ACUGCUGGAUUCUACGGCAAGGACAGAAAUUGUCUCCCCUGCCCACCUGGCCAAUAUAAUGCCGGGUUGGGAAAACAGUGGUGUGAUAUUUGCAUCGCGGGAACAUACCAGGAUCAAUGGCAGUCAACCGCCUACAUACCAUGCAGCCCUGGUUAUUACCAAGAUCAUAUAGGCCAAACCUCUUGCAAACCUUGUUCAAAAGGCCAUUUCGCAAACAAUCAAGGUAUGCAGUUUUGCAAGACAUGUUCGGGUGGAACCUAUCAAAAUAAAAUUGGACAAAGUACGUGUAUACAAUGUGGAGCAGGAACGUAUUCGAAAGCUGCGGCUUUAUCUUGUAUCAGCUGCAAUGUAGGAGAACAUCAACCUGAUGCAGGUAAAUCAAAAUGCCUGAUAUGUAUUCCUGGAACUUAUCAAGAUAAAACAGGACAAGCAAAUUGUAUACAGUGUCCAAAAGGGAUGUACCAACCUGAUGAAGGAAAGACUGGUUGUUUUUCCUGUACUCCUGGAAAACAUCAGGAUGAAACUGGACAAACCACGUGCAAGACCUGUAAUCCGGGUACUUACCAGCCACAGUCUGAGCAGGCCCAGUGUUUGGCCUGUCCAAAAGGGACGUACCAGCCAGACCAAGAACAAACCAGCUGUUCGGAGUGCACGCCAGGGUCCCAUCAAGAUCAAACUGGCCAAACUGAGUGUAAAAAGUGUACUGCAGGUAAUUAUCAGCCACAAGCUAAACAGGCCCAGUGCCUAGAAUGUCCAAAAGGGAUGUACCAGUCAGACCAAGAACAGACCAGCUGUUUAUCUUGUACAGCAGGAUACUAUCAGGAUAAGACUGGCGAAGCUGAGUGUAAAAUAUGUAAGGCAGGUACAUAUCAACCACAAGCUGAGCAGGACCAAUGUCUGGCAUGCCCGAAAGGGAAGUACCAGCCAAACGAAGGAGAGACCAGUAGCUGUCUGUCCUGUUUAAAAGGAACUUAUCAGGAUGAAACUGGACAGAGCUCGUGUAAAUUGUGUAGCCCAGGAACAUUUCAAAACGUGUCAAACCAAGCGCAGUGUAUAGCGUGUUCACCAGGGACGAAGCAACAGAACGAAGGACGUUUUCAAUGUGUACCUUGUUCUCCUGGGCACUAUGCUGAUAGGACUGGAAUGUCUACCUGUACACAGUGUAAUCCAGGGACUUACCAGGAUUCCUGGAGGCAGACUCAGUGUCUGGCAUGUCCAGCUAAUCAGUACCAGGACCAGUCAGGGAAAACACAGUGUAAAGACUGUACAGGGACGAACAAGUGCAUCAACCCCGCCAAAACAGUUUGUGGAGAUAUCAUUCAACACGAAAAGACUUACUGCACUUCGGAAGUAUUUGUUGGAUAUAAAACAUUCGAAGGGUGCAAGCAAGAAUGUUUGUCACAGGCUAACUGUAAAGGGAUAUGCUACUCCCGAAAAGGCGAAACUUGGUGUUACACCUGCCCAACGAAUACAUUGAAGGGUUAUAAAGAUGGGGACUAUUGGGACAUGACGAGUUGUAGAUAGUUAUCACGGCAAUAUGUACAGUUAUUACAACAUUG
Saccostrea cuccullata (small rock oyster) is the source of this 1559-nucleotide messenger RNA. RefSeq names its product proprotein convertase subtilisin/kexin type 5-like. The transcript is spliced from 4 exons. Lineage: Eukaryota; Metazoa; Mollusca; Bivalvia; Ostreida; Ostreidae. The record is from RefSeq and is a predicted model, not a curated record. The coding region runs from base 226 to 1524 and encodes 432 amino acids.